AUGGGUGCUUGUUGCAUGAUGCAGGGUGCAACGAAGAUUCUCGUGUUUCUGGGCGUUUGUCUCCUGUUCAGGGAUGCUUCUGGGAUCAGUGUAAGGGAGGUGAACAAAGAAGAUGCGAAAGGAGUUAACACCGCUGAACAAAAACCUCAGGCUGAGCCUGGACCCCCAAUCAACGUCAAAGUCAAUGUUAUCUCUUCCACUGCCCUGGAAGUGACCUGGAACCCAGCGCCCGAUUCCACACCACAGUAUUACCGUGUUCUGUCGCACGGUUCCGGGAUUCAACCGGGAGAUCAGAUCGUAUAUAGUCAAUACUACCGUUUGGACGCACUGUUAAGCUGUACGAAAUAUUUCAUAAACAUCGUGGCCGUUUAUUCUGGUGAAAAUGAAUUUUCCAGUGAUACGGCUGAAGGAGUCACCGAAAGCGAAGUUCCCCCAAUGCCGGCCAACUGCACCAUCGUGAAGGAGACCAGCAAAUCGGUGUCGCUCACCUGGGCUCAGCCUCUCACAAACUGCCCGGUGUACAAUUAUAACGUCAGUUGGCUGUGGGAGGCGCUUUGGAACGAGACAUUGGCCGACGAGGACUGGGAAACGAGCGGGGAAAUGAGUUACACCAUCAAAGACAUCCGGCCGUACAGCGAAGUUCUAAUUUCCAUCAGCGGCAAAACUGCAUCGGGAUACGGUCCGUCGGUAGAGUGCGAGGCUCAGACCGACGAAUACUAUCCAAGCUCCCCAAAGAUCGUCAGUGUAACAGAAGGACCAGACUAUUUGUCCGUAACUUGGGAGCCGCCAGAGGAGCCGAACGGAAUCAUCAAACGGUACAGGAUCACUCGAAUCGGCGACGCGGAGGUGCUUCAAGAAGAGACAGACGGGAACACUUUGACUAAGAAGCUGUACGGCGUAGAAGCUUGUCAGAACUACACAGUCACCGUUGCUGCAACGACGGCUAAGGGGUUUGGGAAUGAAUCCAAUAAGUGGGAAAUUUAUGUCACAGGGGAAGCUCCUUUGGAAACAGUGAGAUGCUCUGGAGAAGGUUCCAGAAACUUCACUGUGAUCUGGGACCAUGGAAGCGUCACCUGCAAGGAUCAGAACUACUAUAUCACCUGGAACUCUACUGUUUUGUGGUCAGAUGAUGAAGACCAAGGUGAAGCAGAAGUUCCCGGAAACGAAACGACGUACGCCUUCCGUGACACGCCGCCCUACACCGAAUACACUGUGUGCGUGGCCAUCACCAAGGGCGCGGAGGGAAGCGUGUGCUGUGACCACAUCACGGCAGAAGAUGGCCCCUCGCAGCCAACCAUUACGGAAAUAUCCUCCUUCCGCGGAGACGUUCGCAUCAGCUGGUCGCCCCCACAAGAAGCCAAUGGCAUUGUGAGGAGCUACAACGUUUCAUGGGAGAGUGAGGACGCCGACUCGGGGACUGAGGCAUUUGAAGAUGUAGCUGAAGGAGUGGUUGCAGGUUUGGAAAUCUGCAACACUUACGCCUUCUCCGUGUCCGCUGGCACGAUCGUCUGGGGGAAUAAAUCGGAGACCAGAGAAGUGGAUAUUGUUAAUUACGUUGACACCGUGUCCUGCAGCAGUGGAGGCACAGACAUAGUCCAUGCCCUGUACAGUUUCGCGACAAGUCUUUGCGAGUUCAACAUGAGAAACACGAACUGGAAAGUCGACGUACUAUGGAACAAUGAAACAUGGACGGAUUCCGCUUCCGACGAGUCCAGCCUCGCGUCGGGCAGCUUCAGCGUGUACAAGCUGGACCCUUACUCGCAGGUGGAGGUGUGCAUGAGCGUGCCUGGCAGGGCCGAGGAGAAGGCCUGCUGCACCGCUACCACGGACGAAGCUGUUCCGGACAAGCCGAGUGAGGUGUUCCCGUCCCAGGUGACCAACACGACAGCCCGUAUCUCGUGGACGAAGCCCCUCCACGUGUACGGCGCCAUCAGGUCCUGGGAAGUGAAUCUGCGAAAGAACGGCGAGAAUGAAGGGACGUCGCAUGAUGUCGAUGGGAAAUUGAUGUACUUCGAUGCUGCGGAUCUGACUCCUUCUACUAAUUACGAAGUUGUGGUGAAGUGCCGAACAGGAGGAGGCUUGGGUGAAGGGCAACACAGCAGCUUCAAAACACUCAACCCGGACAACACCUCUGACAACCCACCCAACACCGGGCUUAUCAUCGGCUUAUCCGUGGGAAUAAGCGCUGUGUUACUACUUGGGGGCGCGGGCAUCACCCUCUAUCAGUGGAAGAAGAGGAAGACCACAAACGAUCAUUCGAAGAAGGAAGCUCCACCACAGUCGCACAAUAACAAUGGAUUCAUUGACAAUGAUGUGCUACACGAGGGAGAUGGAUAUGAGGAGGAUUAUUUAUGAGUUCGUCUGCUUGGCUGUAACACACAAGCUUCAAAAUUCCAAGCGCCGGGAAUCACAAAAUCCAUGCACAUAGAGACACUCACUCACAACACACACGCGCAAUCACUCACCCGCUCACUCAUUCAUGGAAAUACUUGCUUAUGUACAGUACGUGUAUCGGACACUUUGUCAGAGUACAUGGUUGUGAUGGGAGGGAGCGUGGAGUCAUCAAAGCAGGUAAACGUAUGUUAGAGAGCGACACAUGAUUUUUUUUUUUUAUUAUUGUCAUUAUUUCAUGCAUGGCGAGUAUGGUCAUAUGUUGUAGUCUAGUUCCAGGUCCAUUAAAGGGACAUGUAUAUAUAUAUAUAUAUAUAUAUAUAUAUAU
Penaeus monodon (black tiger shrimp) is the source of this 2719-nucleotide messenger RNA. Its product is annotated as receptor-type tyrosine-protein phosphatase F-like. Lineage: Eukaryota; Metazoa; Arthropoda; Malacostraca; Decapoda; Penaeidae. The record is from RefSeq and is a predicted model, not a curated record. Gene Ontology annotation, molecular function: protein binding. Bases 1 to 2355 code for a protein of 784 amino acids. The transcript has 13 exons.